Messenger RNA from Sordaria macrospora k-hell, 2220 nucleotides. RefSeq lists its product as uncharacterized. The record is from RefSeq and is a predicted model, not a curated record. Gene Ontology annotation, biological process: tRNA processing. Gene Ontology annotation, molecular function: RNA binding; flavin adenine dinucleotide binding; tRNA dihydrouridine synthase activity. Lineage: Eukaryota; Fungi; Ascomycota; Sordariomycetes; Sordariales; Sordariaceae.
AUGGAGUCCCAAGAGACGGCAAAGCGCCCCAUCGAGGAGCCCGGCGACGCUGUUGCGGUUCAAGAUGCCGAGCCAGCAACCAAGCGCGUCAAGCUGGACGAUGCCCCCGCCCCCCAAGCCCAAGAAGAGCCCUCGCAACCUCAGACUGAAACUCAACCUCAGCCUCAAACUGAAGGCGACAAGCCAAAGGAGCAACGGCAAGAUGACAGGGAUAAGCGAAGGGGCAUUGCUCCCAUCAAGGCAGAGUAUCUCGUUGUGCCUCCAAGCCAAGUCGCCAAAACCGCCGAGGUAGUUGAUGAUGAUGCUGCUGAGGGAAGGACUGCCCCUGAUGCUGAGACCGGUGCCGCUGGAAAAGACGGAAAGAAGAAGAGGCCAAAGGGUCAGAAUAAGGAGCGUGAGUUCGGUAUCUUUGCCGAUGCUCAGCGCCUCUGCAACUCUGUUGCGUGGACGCCUGAGUUCUCUCCUCGGAACUGCAAGCACGGCGAUCGUUGCAACGCUCUUCACGACAUCCGAAAGUACCUCAAGGAGGGCCGUCGUCCCGACCUCAAAGUCUUUGGAGGCAAGUGCCCGGUCUGGGAGACCCAUGGCAAGUGUUCAUCUGGCUGGCGUUGCCUCUUCGUCGAGAGUCACAUGAAGGAGAUUGAGCACGAGGAUGGCCGAAAGGAGUUGGUUCUCACUGAGGACCCUUCCAAGAUCAAGCCCGAGACUACCCCUUCAGUACCACCCGAGGAGGAGUCGAUGGAUGCCAGGGCCGGUGUUUACAACGUUGUCGCCCCAGCUGUUAAGCUCGCCCUGUCAAGGAAAAAGAUCCAGCACGAAAAGUCCGACCAAUACCUCAAAUGGAUGGCCAAGGACUCCGAGCUCGCCCGCAUUCAUUACCACAAACAGAAGGACGACGACGACGUGGCCAAGGACUAUGCGGCUAUGUACGUCGAGCCUCCCCUUAAGCCAUCAGAAAAGCGAAGGAUCUACUUCGGCCGCGAGACCCCCGUGCUCGCCCCCCUGACCACCCAAGGAAAUCUGCCUUUCCGCCGUCUCUGCGUAGAGCUGGGAGCCGAAAUCACCUACUCCGAAAUGGCCCUUGGCCUCCCUCUCCUCCAAGGUCAAAAGGCCGACUGGACCUUGAUGCGCGCCCACGAGAGCGAAAUCACCCCUCCUCGCUAUACACCGACCGGCAUGGUCGACCCCUUAUACGACAACUCCAAGGACCUCAAGUUCGGCGUGCAAAUCACCGCCAACGCCCCCUGGAUCGCCAUCAAGUCCGCCGAGACCCUCUCUCGCUAUCUCCCCCACCUCCGCGUCAUCGAUCUCAACUGCGGCUGCCCUAUCGACAUGGUCUACAAGUCCGGCGCCGGCUCCGCCUUGCUCGAUGCCCCGUCCAAGCUCGAGCGUAUGAUCCGCGGCAUGAACACCGUCUCGGGCGAGGUGCCCGUAACCGCCAAGAUCCGCAUGGGCAUCCGCGACGACCGCCUGACAGCCCAAAAGCUCGUCGAGCGUCUCGCGCUCGGCGCUCCCGAUAUCCGUGCCGUCUCUGGCGCCCCCGGCUGCGCGGCCGUUACGCUGCACGGUCGCACCCGCCAGCAGCGGUACACUAAGGCCGCGGACUGGAGCUACAUCGCUGAGUGCGCGGCGCUGGUCAAGUCGUUCAACAAGACGUCCAACUCGCUUCAGGACACGAUCCGCGAAGCCGACGAAAGGACACUCCCCAACGGCGGACGCAUGUACUUCGUCGGCAACGGCGACUGCUACUCGCACGUGGAUUACUUCAACCACGUCGACAACGCCGGUGUGGACAGUGUCAUGGUGGGCCGCGGCGCCAUCAUCAAGCCGUGGAUCUUUGAGGAGAUCAGCGCGGGCCAGUACCUGGAUAAGUCGGCGACCGAGCGGUUGGCGUACGUGGAGAAGUUUGCCAAGUACGGCAUGGAGGCGUGGGGAUCGGAUGAGUUGGGACUCAACUAUACCCGACGCUUCCUGCUGGAGUUCUUGAGCUUCUUCCAUCGUUAUGUGCCGAUUGGUUUGCUGGAGUACUUGCCUCCUGCUAUGAAUGAUAGGCCGCCGGCGUAUAAGGGUAGGAAUGAGCUCGAGACGUUGUUGGCUAGUAAGAAUUAUCUGGAUUGGAUUAAGAUCAGUGAGAUGUUCCUCGGCCCUGCUCCUCCCAACUUCAAGUUUCAGCCCAAGCACAAGUCCAACGCCUACGAGAACAUCGAGGCCGAGGGUUAA